Plutella xylostella (diamondback moth) is the source of this 2110-nucleotide messenger RNA. Its product is annotated as acyl-CoA Delta-9 desaturase. Gene Ontology annotation, biological process: unsaturated fatty acid biosynthetic process. The record is from RefSeq and is a predicted model, not a curated record. Gene Ontology annotation, cellular component: endoplasmic reticulum membrane. NCBI's taxonomy places the organism in Eukaryota, Metazoa, Arthropoda, Insecta, Lepidoptera, Plutellidae. Gene Ontology annotation, molecular function: iron ion binding; stearoyl-CoA 9-desaturase activity.
CGCCUGCAAGCAAAAGCAUCGAACGGAGCGCGGGCGACUCAUUCUUUCACCGACAGCUAGUGACAAACGAUCUCUCGGAAUUCUUGAUACUUGCGCCCUCGUCACCUGCUCAGAAACAAUCUUGAUACUUUUCACUUUGUAUCGCGUUAACAGUGUCGUGUGUGUGAACUUGGAUUGAUAAUUGAACUGGUGUUUAUGGUGAGAGUUUUUCAUGGAUUUGUACUUUUACGUGGUAGCGUGAAGUUUUCAGCGGGUUUUUGCUGAUAUUGUUUAUCUAGCCAAUCAUGGCGCCGAAUAUGUCUGGCUCGACUCUCCUAUUGGCUGACACAAUGAUGAGCAAAACUGUAGAAGACGACCGACCGAGGCUCAGUUCCUACAGCAAUGACACGAAGAGACGUGAUUACGAGUGGCAGAUAGUGUGGCGCAACGUUUUCGCCUUCAUCUACCUGCACGCCGGCUGCCUGUACGGGUUCUACCUCAUCUUCACUGGAAAUGUCAGAAUAUGGACGCCGAUAUUCGCGCUAGUAUUCACGAUCCUGUCGGCCAUGGGCGUGACGGCGGGCGCGCACCGCCUGUGGGCGCAUCGCGCGUACAAGGCGCGAUGGCCGCUGCGGCUCAUCCUCGCCCUCGCGCAGACCAUGGCCUUCCAGAACCACAUCUACGAGUGGGUUAGAGACCACAGAGUCCACCACAAGUUCACAGAAACAGACGCCGAUCCUCACAACGCGAAGCGGGGGUUCUUCUUCUCGCACAUCGGCUGGCUGAUGGUGCGCAAACACAAGGACGUGUUCGAGAAAGGAGCCUCUAUAGAUAUGUCCGAUCUGGAGAAGGACCCCAUUGUUAUGCUGCAGAAGAAAACCUACCUGGUGGUGAUGCCAGUGCUCUGCUUCAUCAUCCCGGCGUGCCUGCCGGUGUACCUGUGGGGCGAGGACCCCUGGACCUCGUGGUACGUGGCGUCCAUCUGGCGGUACACCAUGUCGCUCAACUUCACCUGGCUCGUCAACUCCGCUGCGCAUAUUUACGGCAACCGGCCGUAUGAUAAAUACAUCGGAGCAACAGACAACAAGACGGUGGGCAUCCUGGCUAUGGGCGAGGGCUGGCACAACUACCACCACGUGUUCCCGUGGGACUACAAAGCGGCGGAAUUGGGCAACUACAGCACCAACCUGUCCACCGCCGUCAUCGAUAUUGCCGCUAAAUAUGGUUGGGCGUACGACCUGAAGACAGUCUCAGAAGACAUGAUCCGGAGGCGAGUGAACCGGACCGGCGACGGAACCCACCCCACCAGCCAGCAGGCCUCCCACUCCGAGGAACAUCACCACCCGGACAACCCCAUCUGGGGAUGGGACGACCAGGACAUGACGGUUGAGGACAGGCAGUUCGUCGAAAUAUCGCAUAAGAAAUCCGACUGAUUUUGGUACAGAUUUUAGGUGGCCUUUCACCGAAUGUUACAUCUGUGUCUCGUGUCAAACGUCGAUGGAUACUUUUACGAAAGACUGGUCUGAUUUUUCAACAGUCAGAUAAAUGUUUACUGAGGAAUAAAUUGUCACUGUCUAAUACAAACAUUCAGACGCAGCAGCAUCAGAAUCAUUCCUCAGAUAACUGCGCUAUUGAAAAAUCAGCCCUAAAGUAUUUAAAGUUGUAUUGAAAUCAAAUUUUUAAUACAUUUUGUACUGAUGGACGUUUGACCGGCGGCGACUAAAUACGUUAGCGUUUGGUGAAAUUCCACUUUGUAGGCGUUUAAAUAGAUUGUUGUGAAUGUAUGGUGCGAAUGGAAAUGUUGUAGCGGUUUGUGAGAUCCAGUGAAGUUUGUGUGAGGAAUUAUUUGGUAGGUUUUGCCUAUACUUUAUAUUAUUUUGCCUACACGGCCAAUAUGUUCAGAAAGCUGACACUUUAAAAAUCGCAGAUUCAUAGAUGUAUUUCAUUGUCAUAACGUGGUCAUAACCAUACAUCCAUACAUACAUAUAGAUCACAGUCACUUGACUGCACUUUGUAAUCUUAUAAAAAUUACCCGAUUUGCAGUACUAAUUUCGUCUAUGCAGUUCAACAUUAAUAGAUGUAUGCAAACCCGUUAAGUAUACUUAAUUAUUAUUUGUAAGUGUCUAACUUC